CCGGUACCCUUGGUGGCUGUCUUCUGUAUAAGUUAGCUGUGAAGCUACCAACCAAAAAGAUCUUCGUUCUUUGUCGCGGGAAUAUCCAGCGCGCGCUGGACAAGAUCGAGAAAUCUAUGCCCGAACAGUCGGUCGAUAUUCUUACCACUCACAAGGUCCACUUCGUUGUGGGCGAUGUCACAAAGCCCAACCUUGCGCUUCGGGCGGCCGAGUUGGAUACGCUGCGCGCGGAGGUGACGGUAGUCAUCCACUGUGCUGCAAAUAUCUCCUUGCAGCAGGAGCUGCGAGCAUCGGUAACUCAGCACUGCGUCUCGCAGCUCCAACUCCUUGACCUGUUGUCCGACUUCGUGCGGCUGCAAACCCUGCUCUACCUUUCCACCACCUAUGUAAACAGCUUCCUGCCUGGCGGUCGGGUUGGCGAAAAGAUCCACGAGCUCUCGUCCGACCCGGAUCAGCCUGUUCUGGAUGCUACCAAAGAAGUUCAAUCUAUCCUCGAGGCUGGCGAAUCCACAUAUGCUUCCCAGUUCAUGGUGCCCUACGCUUAUGCCAAAUAUCUCACCGAGCGGCUGACGCUGGACCGCAAACCACGGUAUACCGUUCUCAUCGUACGCCCCUCCCAUUUCGGCCCCGCGAUUGCGGAACCGUUCCCAUAUUACGGCUUCAACAUGGCCAUCCCAAUGCACUCGUAUCUGCGUUUUCUACUCGGCAGUGACGAGCACGGCCUUGAACAGAUCAUUGAGCAGACCAGAGACGUCCAAUUUACCUGGGACGAGAUCCCGGUAGAUCAGGCCUCCAAUACAUGCCUCCUGCACUUGGCGCUUGGAACUCAAGGGAUUGUGCACGCAGCGGCGGCGCUCUACGUUACGUACAGCAUGGCCGACAUAGUACACAUGUUUAGUGCUCAUGUUCCCCCGGCAGCCCAUGCGGCAGUCUGCAAUUACGCGAGUGAGCAAGCACCGAGCCAUGCGGAGUUCUUCUUCCAGUUGAUCACGACCUUUCCGCGCGAUUGGAUCUAUGAUUGUAGCCGCUCCGAGGGACUGCAGCAUUUCCAAGGUCCCUUGAGCUUGGGUCUAGGGGAGCAUGACCCCGAGAGGUUUAUGCAGGUCCGAGUGCAACGGGUGACUCGGCAGUUUCUGGAAACAUUGAAGACUGCACAAGGAUCAAGAAAGACUUGAUCAUAAGACAGGGGUGAAGCACCAGGAUGACUUGCUAUGAUACCGCAAGUCAGUCGGACAAUCGAAUCCUCCCAACUCGUCAUAAGCACUCCCACCUUUUUGCAAUUCAAGGCAAAACAGACAAUGUUGAGAGAAAAGGGCAACGGGGCCAGGGAAAGUUACGUCAAGGAUACUCAGUACCUUCAAC
Aspergillus aculeatinus CBS 121060 is the source of this 1362-nucleotide messenger RNA. RefSeq names its product thioester reductase family protein. Gene Ontology annotation, biological process: long-chain fatty-acyl-CoA metabolic process. The transcript has a single exon. Bases 117 to 1175 code for a protein of 352 amino acids. Gene Ontology annotation, molecular function: alcohol-forming very long-chain fatty acyl-CoA reductase (NADP+) activity. NCBI's taxonomy places the organism in Eukaryota, Fungi, Ascomycota, Eurotiomycetes, Eurotiales, Aspergillaceae. The record is from RefSeq and is a predicted model, not a curated record. Gene Ontology annotation, cellular component: peroxisome.